Messenger RNA from Miscanthus lutarioriparius, 1344 nucleotides. NCBI's taxonomy places the organism in Eukaryota, Viridiplantae, Streptophyta, Magnoliopsida, Poales, Poaceae. The record is from the annotation of a GenBank genome assembly.
AUGACCUUCUGGGGAGUGGAAGUGAAGCCCGGCGAGCCGUACAUCCACCAGCCCUCCCCCGGCCGCCGCUUCCGAAUCACCCAGGCGUUGCUAGGUAGUUAUGCUGAUGUUGGCUGGAGCAUACUGGAGUGUAAUGUUGGCAAUAUGAAUCCUGUGAGGAUCUGUGCGUUGAACCCAACGAACCACAUUUGGGACCUGGAGAUUGAAUACGAGGAGAGAGAAAGUGUCUUCCUCUCAGUUUCUGGGAGUAGCUCUAUUCACUUGUUAGGAAGAAUUUACAAUCAUUCUGCCAGUGAUGAUCAAGCCCACACUAGUAAUAAACUUGCUAGUAAAACUGAAACUCCUGCAUGCUUGAAAAGAAAGCAUCAAGGCAAUGAGGCUAAUGGAAAUAAAGAGCCUUCUCUCAAGGAGCCUAAUGUUACCAAGGCUGAUGGCAAGAAUGAUGCCUCCUCGAAAGAGCCUCUAAUUAGUGAGGCUGGUGGCAAGAAUGUUGCUUCUCCAAAGCAGCCUAUAGUUGGUGAAGAUGAUUACAGUGAUGACCACCUACCUAUCUGCGUUGCUUAUGAGAAGAGAAUGGCUACCAGAAAGGAGUCCAGUGUAGUGCAUACUGUGCCAAUUCAAGAUCAUGAGAUCGCACAAGACAUUGUUACUAAGGCUGAUGACAAGAAUGAUGCUUCCCCAGAAGAGCCUAUAAUUAGUGAGGCUAGUGGCAAGAAUGCUGCUUCUGCAAAGCAGCCUGUAGUAGGUGAAGAUGACGACAAUGAUGACCACCUACCUGUCCUUGUUGCUCAUAAGAAGAGAAUGGCUACCACAAAGAGGAAGUACAAAAGUCCAGGGAUGGGGACAUUAUUAAGUGAUAACAAUAAUGAUCAUAAAAUCAUGGACUCCAACGUAAUGCAUAUUAUGCCUACUCAAGAUCAUGAGGUUACACAAGACAAUAUUUCUCAAUUUGUUGGUGCUACAGGUCAAUCAACCAGUGCUACUAAUCAACAUAACUGGGUGUCAGUAGAGGAGUUUUAUAAGGGAGACGGCAAAUCCACUGCAUCUAAUGGCAGCAAGGUUACUGUGGAAUAUGUUGGUAAAUUGCUAGAUGGCCAAAUUGUUGACCCAAUGGCCAUUCGUAAAUUCAAGCUUGGUGCUGGAGAAGUGAUUCCUGGAUGGGAUGCCGGGAUUUCUGGUAUGCGUGUUGGUUCCAAAAGGAAAGUGACCAUACCUCCGGCUCUGGGCCAUGGGAACCGAGCAGUAGGAAUGAUACAAGCAAACUCAUGGCUUGUCUAUGAAUUUGAGCUAAAGAAAGUGAGGCGAACCAAAAAGGCGUCUCAGGUCUCCAAGAACCCAAGCUAG